ACCUCCUUUUUUUUCUCUUAUGGGUCUUGGUCUUGGUGUGGUGACUGGUGAUUGGUGAUUGUUACACGGUUAUUUAUUGAUUAUAGAUAGAUAGUGAUAGAAUAUUCUGGCCUGCAGGCCAAAGUCAUUGAAGUAAUAAUUUACAUUUUAAAGCUUCACCAGAGUGUAAGCAAAAAUCACGAUGAGCAAAAUCUUAGCUUCUAGAGCUUUUCAAGCCAUGCGAACAAUGCAGCCAGUUCGUCUUAGUCACAACAUUGAUUUUGAAAUUGGCCCUCACCUUCUGACAAGACCCAAACCAAAAAUGCCUAAAGGCUGGGAUGAAAUCGAAAGAAGGCGUGAAAUUUUCCAACUAGAUGAUGGUGUCCCAACCUUCCUUAAAAUGGGCUUCUGGGAUAAUAUUCUAUACAGACUUACAGCUUGCGCGGUCUUAGGAGGGAAUGUUUGGUCGUUUUACACUUUGUACCAGUAUGCGAAUAUGCCUUAGGUAUUUUACUAGCUUAACUUUAAGCACUUGAGUUGCUUUUGUAUAGUCUCCCCAUCAACAUGUUCGCAGCAGAAGUAAGGACUCCCUUCAUUGAAAUUUAUGCUGUAUUGCUGAACCACCCUAUCUGUGCAUUUAAAUUCAGUCCUCUUCUCUGUUUUAGUAUUCAGCUGAAUUGCAUAACUUUAAUUUGGCACAGACUUUGAAAUAUCUGAAUUGAAAUUUAUCUGAUGUCUCACUUUUUGUUAUCGUUAAUCUCAAUAGAAUUAAAAAAUCAAUUCCUGUUUU
Molecule: messenger RNA, 769 nt
Organism: Bemisia tabaci
Lineage: Eukaryota; Metazoa; Arthropoda; Insecta; Hemiptera; Aleyrodidae
Product: cytochrome c oxidase subunit 7A1, mitochondrial
Biological process (GO): regulation of oxidative phosphorylation; mitochondrial electron transport, cytochrome c to oxygen; mitochondrial respirasome assembly
Cellular component (GO): respiratory chain complex IV
Source: RefSeq, a predicted model, not a curated record